Messenger RNA from Trichophyton benhamiae CBS 112371, 1491 nucleotides. RefSeq lists its product as uncharacterized. Lineage: Eukaryota; Fungi; Ascomycota; Eurotiomycetes; Onygenales; Arthrodermataceae. The coding region runs from base 1 to 1491 and encodes 496 amino acids. The transcript has 2 exons. The record is from RefSeq and is a predicted model, not a curated record.
AUGCACCGAACCCGCUCCUAUAUAUUCCCUGUCUCUCUUGUUCUUGUCUCUCAGCCGCUCUGCUUUCUUCUAACAUGGGUGUUCUUCGAACAGGGUUGCUCGGGCGUUUGCGCUUGGAUAUCUCACUACGACCCUGCCGAAACUUAUCUCUCUUUUAAAAAUUCUGCGGCGGAGAGACGUUGGCGCCGCAGAGAAGCUACAGCGGGUAAAGGAACAUCAUCUGACACUGCUAGUCUGGAACAAUUGAUCCGCAUCUUGCAUUGUGGUUUUAAAUGGGACCGCUUUCCAGUUUUCUGUGCUCUGCUGGCGGGGGGCUCCUCCAUCCUGCCUCGUGCCCUGGAAGUUGUCAGAUUAAGAUUCGCCUCCAGUGGGUAUCUCCAAUCCCUGCCUACGACUGGUAUUCCACUUUCGUCGAACCGGCCGUUGCGGUUCCUAGCGGCCUUCUUGUCCGCCCUGAUCUGCUUUCCAAUCCUCAAUCGUACAGCAAAACAUCCGUACGGCCGGCAUGCGGGACUCGACAAACACGCUUACUCCGAUCAAUCGAGCGUGGCCAAGAAGAAUAAGGACUACGGCAACAGCAACGGCAAUGCCGGCGGCAACGACUUUGACGACAACGACAAGCACCACCUUGCUGGUCGCACCCUAGACUUGACUCUCUUUGCGACAACUAGGGCAGCAGAUGCUAUAGUCAAUCUGUUAUGGUCUCAGUGGAAAACCUCCCCACGUGUCGCGCAUGGCAAAAGCAAGACCGGGCAACGGGUGCGCUCCCUUGCCCCCAAACUCGCAGAUACUGGCCUCUUCGCUAUCAGCUCCGCUAUUGUGAUGUGGGCUUGGUUCUACCUCCCCGAACGACUUCCUUACUCCUAUGGCAAAUGGAUCAGCGAAGCUGCCCAGCUUGAUAGCCGCAUCCUUGAGGCCCUCCGGACUGCCCGCAGAGGUGAGUGGGCCUACGGCCGCGACAACGGCGAUCAAGUGGUCCUCGAAUCCAUGUGUGCAGACUACGGAUGGCCAAUUGAAUGGGGCACUCCCCAAAAGACAGUUCCAAUUCCCUGCGAGAUAGUGCACAUGGGUUGUGGUCCGAACUGUGAAAAAACAGCCAUCUGGCGAUUUGCUAGAGCUUUCAAGUUUGCUUGCGCCACGUACAUUCCACUCCAGAUCGUGAUGCGUUGUCGAUCCCGCAAUCUCAAGACAUACAUCCAUGCUAUCAAGAGCGCGCUACGUUCAUCCACAUUCCUCGGCCUUUUCGUUAGCCUGUUUUAUUAUUCCGUAUGUUUGGCGCGUACAAGGCUGGGACCUAAGCUGUUUAGCUCAAAGACAGUCACACCUAUGAUGUGGGAUUCUGGUCUCUGCAUCGCUGCCGGCUGCGCAAUGUGUGGAUGGAGCAUCUUCGUGGAAUCAGCAGGGAGAAGGCAAGAGAUUAGCAUGUUUGUUGCUCCCAGAGCACUGGCUACACUGCUUCCCCGGGAAUAUGAUAGAAAGGUACACCCUUAA